Molecule: messenger RNA, 2219 nt
Organism: Periophthalmus magnuspinnatus
Lineage: Eukaryota; Metazoa; Chordata; Actinopteri; Gobiiformes; Gobiidae
Gene: stard10
Product: StAR-related lipid transfer (START) domain containing 10
Exons: 6
Coding region: 662-1453 (263 amino acids)
Molecular function (GO): lipid binding
Source: RefSeq, a predicted model, not a curated record
CUCCCUCCUCCUCCUCCUCCUCUUCCUCCUAUUUCUCACCGCAUCUUCUGUGCCACCUGCCACAGCCGCGACGCAGCGAUGAUGGAGAAGACGAGCCCCCGUAAAUGAGGCGAAACGCACCAAAAAGCCCAGGAUAUCUGUCACCGGAUAAGGACACGCCACCAGGGAGAGAACCGGGGGACUGAGACGCGCCGAAUCACAAACAUAUGGUUAGUGUGAGGAGAGGCAGAGUGGUCGUUUCCUCUGCACCGAGCUUCAAACUUAAACUCCGCUGCUAAAGGACUCACGAAUACCUCCCUUGGGGCUUGCUUGGGGCUUUUUUGAGACUUGUUUGUAUUCGUUUGUCCACCUGUGAGAGCGCAUCUGUUCGGUUAGUUUUACGCGGAGCUGACUGCGGUGUGCUUUGCUUUCUGUGCCUCCUUGGACGCGCGCGCACGCAUACACACCUACAUCACAAGACUUGGGGUUGGUACAGCCUACAAAAACAAGUCACAGGCAGGAAAUUGAAUUAAACAAGUUUUUAGAAGAGAAGAGACGUCAGUAGACACCAGGCUCCAUUUGCGCAAGAGUUGUUUUUUGUAGUUUUUUGUUUUUUCUCCCCCCAUUAUCACGAUCAAUAAUAGCAGCCAACAAAAUCUCCUCCUCCUCCCAGUUAAAAGCCAUGUCCGGACAAGCAGUGACCAUCCCAGACGACCGGGCAUUUGCCAGCUUCAAGUCUGAGUGUCUGCGUGAGGAUGGAUGGAACGUGACCCACAAUAAGGGGAGCAUCACAGUGUGGGCGCAGUCUCUUGAGGAGGGCAAGACUGUCCACAAAAUGAAGUGCCGGAUGGUGUGCAAGGAUGUGUCUGCAGAGACCAUGUACGAUGUGCUGCAUGAUAUUGAAUACAGAAAAAAAUGGGACACCAACGUCAUAGAGACCUUUGACAUUGGGAAACUCACAGUCAACGCAGAUGUUGGCUAUUAUGCAUGGAAAUGUCCGAAGCCUGUUCGAAACCGUGACGUCAUCACACUGCGCUCUUGGCUUCCAAUCGGGAGAGAUUACAUCAUCAUGAACUACUCUGUCAAACACUCUAAAUACCCUCCUAAAAAGAAUUUGGUUCGAGCUGUUUCCCUGCAGACCGGGUACAUGAUCCAGAGUCAAGGCCCCAACACCUGCACCCUGACGUACCUGGCCCAGGUUGAUCCGCGAGGUUCACUACCCAAGUGGCUGGUCAACAAGUCUUCCCACUUCUAUGCUCCUAGUGCAAUGAAGAAAAUCAACAAAGCAUGUUUGAAGUAUGCAGAAUGGAAACAGAGACACAACCCUGGCUUCAAACCCUGGCUCUACCCUGAGCAGACUACAUUACCCAGCAUUCCCCUGUCGGAACUUAGCAUCCAGCGUGCUGAGAGCCUGGAGAAUAUUGAUGAGAGCUGCUUGGCUGAGACCCAGGACAGAGGAGAAGACAGUGAUUAGUACAGCCCUCUCUACUACAUGUACACAGUGUAAUGCAGGGAUACACGCAUGUCUGACACGCAUACCGUCAUUUACAAGUAUGAGGUUCUGUAUUAGAGUCGGCAUGAAAAUACUUGCAUACUGUACAUGAAAAUGCAGGUUUUAUGCUGAGAAACUAAAACAUAUACAUAUUUUCCUUGUAUACAUAAUUUAUACAUAAUAAGCCCCCAUAAAAGAUGCACUCUCAGACAACCUCUUAGGCUGCAGGAGUACUUUUUACACACAGUGGAUAACAUAUUGUACAUUUUCUGUGCCUGAUACAGUGAACUUUGUAAUUGAAGGCUAUCCAGGAGAAUAUAGCAAAAUAGACUGUAUUUUCUCUAGAGUUUACAGCAUCUGUUUACAACCUUUCCUUGCAUGUAAGUUACCAUACACAGUCCACUUCCUUUACCUGAGAGGUGUAUCUUUGUAAGUUUAGCUACCUCUCUAUAAAUUCCAGGUUUAGUCCUACACAUGAAAAAGGCAACAUGUGUACACAGAUUAAAAUAUAAUUUAAAAUGCAUAGAUUUCUUUAUUCGUAAAUACACUGGUGAGUCCCUACCCUUGUUUUAUGAUUUGUUUCCAUCAUGUUUAAUAUUCAUAAAUGGGCAGCUGUGAUCCCCAUCUUGGAAGCUUUGUCUCACAAACAUUUCACGCAUACUGUCUGCUCCUCUGUUUGAGAGAUGUAUGAAUGUAUGUAGAAUUUAACAUGAAAUUCUAUAAAGAUUUUUGAAUUUCACAACAGAAA